UCCGUCUUGGAAGAGAAGGCAACGCAGGUGAAUAAAAUAAGCAAGGAUGUGAGUGUGGACAAUAUUUUAUUCUCCAGGGUUCCAUCCCAAAAUAUCUCAUACUCACUCGGAUUACACAAGCCAAGCUUAAAAAUCCUCAAAUUCUACAGAGCGUGCACGCUAUCCAACUUAACUCCCUUCGCAGUUGAUACCUUUGGAACACUGAAAAUGGAAAGUGAAGCUGCUAGACGCAGAAUCAGCACCAUUGCAAGCCACUUUUCACCCAAUGAGGAUAUUUUAUCUGCCACCCACCUUCUCCCCAUGAACUGCAGUGGAAGUUUGAACUCUGUGAUCCGGAGGUGUGAUAAUAGAAUGUAUUUUGCACGUCAAGGGUCUACAUAUCAAGCUUGUUUCAUGAGACAGGUUUCAAGUGAAGAGAGAACUGCAUCACCCAAGUCCUUUUGCACUGCAAUGGUCAGUUCUAAUGCUUCUGAAGUACCAUUAUUUUCUAGGCCUACAAUGAUGGAGCCAAACUUCUCAAAUUUGGCAGCAAUCCAACCUCUGGGAUUAGAUUGGACAUUAUCCGUGCCUGACCCUCCUAAGUUUGCCAGACCAAAUAAAAGCACAAGUGAAGAGAUGCAGUUACAAUCUAAGAAGAAAACAUGUACUAGAUCUAAUGGCAUAUGGUCCCCUAGAAUGGAUGUUGCAGAAACUGGAAGCAAUUAUGUUAUGAUGGUAGAAAUUCCAGGUGUCAGCAUCAGUGACAUUAGAGUGGAGGUUGAUGACCAAACUUUACUAGUGACUGGUGAACGCUCUACCCAGUGUUGGAAAGGAGCAGCAGGUUGCUCAAAUGACUUAAUCUCUGCAUAUCACAAAAACGAGAUAUCAAAAGGGCCGUACCGGUUGGUGUGGCCACUUCCUACUAAUGUGAACAGGGACAGUGUCUCAGCUGAGUUUCUGGAUGGAUUUCUACGUAUUGUUAUUCCUAAACUUUGAGAUUAACUGAUGGUGGAAGUAUACAUGCACAUAUAUGAAGAGGAGUACCUUAAAACUUUUACACCAGCAUAUGUACUAUAUUGAUAUAAAUCAAGCCAUAAUGCUCAAUGGCUACCAUCUCAGUUUCUAUAUGAUCUGUCUAAGACCGUGUAUAAAUUAAGGUGUACCCUCGACUGUCCUAAUACGAGGAUAAUGAAUAUUUAUGCAGCACCAAUGAUUAUAGAAUAAUACAUCAGAAUUUGAGCCUGGUAUUUUGUUCAGCAUAAACACUGUCUGGUAUAUGCAGUAUCAUUGUAUUAUGCAAAAUGUUUAUACAUGUUGUUCUCUGUA
Molecule: messenger RNA, 1305 nt
Organism: Theobroma cacao (cacao)
Lineage: Eukaryota; Viridiplantae; Streptophyta; Magnoliopsida; Malvales; Malvaceae
Gene: ACD32.1
Product: alpha-crystallin domain 32.1
Source: RefSeq, a predicted model, not a curated record